This is a messenger RNA of Oenanthe melanoleuca, 2451 nucleotides long. RefSeq names its product protocadherin beta-15-like. Gene Ontology annotation, biological process: homophilic cell-cell adhesion. The record is from RefSeq and is a predicted model, not a curated record. Lineage: Eukaryota; Metazoa; Chordata; Aves; Passeriformes; Muscicapidae. The transcript has a single exon. The coding region runs from base 7 to 2451 and encodes 814 amino acids. Gene Ontology annotation, molecular function: calcium ion binding. Gene Ontology annotation, cellular component: plasma membrane.
CGCGCCAUGGCGAUCGCAAGGCAAGUGCUUUGUCUCUCUGCUUUCCUGGCGCUGCCGCUCGCUCGCGCCGAGCCCAUCCGCUACUCCGUAGCCGAGGAGGCGGAAAGCGGCUCCCUGGUCGGCAAGCUGGCGGAGGACGCGGGGCUGACGCCGCCGCAGCUGUCGGCUCGCCGCGCCCGCCUGCUCUCGGAGGACGGCCGGCAGCAUUUGCGCUUAGACCGCAGCUCCGGCCGCCUCCUCGUGGCGGGGAGGCUCGACCGGGAGGAGCUGUGCGCCCACUCGGCCACCUGCAUGCUCCCCUUCGAGCUGCUGCUCUCCGACCCCCUGCAGUUCUUUCGGGUUGAGGUGACUCUGAACGAUAUCAAUGACCAUUCGCCCGUCUUCCCCGAGGAACGAGUCACUUUUAAGAUUCUGGAGACGACCGAACCGGGCUCUCGUUUCCCGCUAGAGGAAGCUCAGGACCUCGAUAUUGGCAGCAACACAGUGCAGGCGUACAGCAUUUCUCCAAAAAAUGAGCACUUUACUGUCUUCUAUGGGACUCGGAAUACAGGCAAGAAGUAUCUUGAACUGGUCUUAGAAAAGGCGCUAGACAGAGAAGAGCAGGCAGAGAUGGGUUUCAGUCUCAUUGCUGUAGAUGGGGGCUCUCCUCCAAGGAGUGGCACUACAGAAAUUGGUGUUUUCGUUCUAGAUGUAAAUGACAAUGCUCCUAUCUUCACACAAGACGAGUACAUAGGAAAGGUACUGGAGAACACACCAGAAGGUUCUCUGGUUCUGACUGUGCUGGCAACAGAUCAGGAUGCAGGAGUUAAUGGGGACAUUUCCUAUCAAAUCACCCAGGCAGUAGGACAGAGAGACUCAGCAUUUGUGAUUGAUCCCAGAACCGGUGAAAUUAAACUCACAAAACCCCUAGACUUUGAGGAGUCAGAGAAUCACGAAAUCCGGGUGAAGGCUACAGACGGUGGGGGACUCUCAGCAAUUUGCAAAGUGCAGGUGGAGGUGCUGGAUGUGAAUGACAAUGCCCCAGAGCUGGCGGUCAGCUCCUUCAGCAGUCCCCUCCCCGAGAACACAGUGCCCGGCACCGUGGUUGCCCUGUUUACGGUCAGGGACCGCGAUUCUGGUGCCAACGGGAAGAUCUCGUGUGCCCUGGACGAUCAGCUCUUCUUCUCCCUGCGGCCAGCCUACAAGAAUUACUAUGAGCUGGUGACAGUGAGCGCGCUGGACCGCGAGCACACGGCUCGCUACGUGCUCAGUGUCACAGCAGCAGAUGCGGGCUCGCCUCCUCUCACAAGCACGCACACCUUCACCGUGGACAUCUCGGACGUCAAUGACAACGCGCCCGUCUUCAACCAGACGUCCUACACCAUGUACGUGCGGGAGAACAACGCGCCCACGGUGUUUGUGGGAGCCGUGAGUGCUGCAGAUGCUGACGUGGGGCUCAAUGCCAAGGUGACCUAUUCGCUGGCCCCGGUGGCGGCGGCAGAGCGGCCCUCGUGCUCCUGCAUCUCGGUGAACUCUGAGAACGGACACGUGUUUGUGCUGCGGCCCCUGGACUACGAGCGCUUGCGGCAGAGCGAGGUGACGGUCAGCGCCUCUGACGCGGGCUCUCCUCCCCUGCGAGCCAACGUCACCGUGCGCCUCGUGGUGCUGGACGAGAAUGACAAUGCACCGCUCGUGCUCUACCCGGCCCAGGACAGCAGCCCAGCGUCCAGCGAGCUCGUGCCCGUGUCGGCCGAGCCGGGCUACCUCAUCACCAAAGUGGUGGCCGUCGAUGCCGACUCCGGACAGAACUCCUGGCUCUCGUACCACCUGCUCAGGGCCACCGAGCCCGGCCUGUUCAGCGUGGGUGUGCAGAGCGGCGAGGUGCGUCUCAAGAGGCCGGUGACAGAGAGGGACAGCGUGAAGCACAAGCUCCUUGUCCUGGUCCGAGACAACGGCAAGCCCCCGCUGUCAGCCACGGCAGCUCUGAGCGCGCUCCUGCUCAAGGACUUCUCCGACGUGCGCCUCCCGCACAGCAGCCCGCCCGCAGACGAGCAGGGCGACUCCCUGACCACCUAUUUAAUCAUUUCCUUGGUCUUUGUCUCGCUCCUCUUCCUCAUCUCCUCGGCGCUCUUUGUGGCUCGCAAGGUGUGCAAGAGCAAGGAGCUGAAGGCUGCCCAUGUGCUUUCUGGUGCCCACAACUUGCAGAGCGGCCUGGCCGAUGCAGCCGCUGCAGGGACCCUGCCCCGCGCCUAUUGCUACGAGAUCAGCCUCACCACGGGCUCGGGCAACAGCGAGUUCCAAUUCCUCAAGCCCAUCCUGCCCAGCCUGCCAGCACAGCACUGCGCCACGGGCCAGGGCCCCCAGGAACAGCAACAGGAUUUCCCCCGUGUCCCUGUCAGCACAGAGGACAUGGCACCAGACAAUGCUGGGACUCUCUGUGCACGACAGUUCAACGCUCUUUCCUUCAAUUAG